AUGAACAAGGUGCUGCAGGGGGUCUUCAAGGCCGUCGAGUGGGUCCUCAAUUGGCCGGACAAGGAUAACCUCUUCUUGUCCAAGGUCUACGCCCCGGUAGACGAAGAGACGACCCGAGCGUGCGAGGUCGUGGGAGUGCUUCCAGAGGCUCUUAACGGGACUGUGGCUCGGAACGGGCCGAACCCCAAGUUCAAACCGAAGGCCGGCUAUCACUGGUUCGACGGAGAUGGAAUGGUGCAUAGCGUCCGGAUCAAGGCGGGCAAGGCAACAUACUCCAACCGGUACGUGAGGACGGAGAAGCUAAGGACCGAAGAAGAGGCGGGCGAGGCCGUGGCCGUCAAGUUAGGAGACAUGGCAUCUCUGGUGGGCAUCCCGAAGAUGCUACUUUACUCCCUUAAAGUGAAGCUCGGGAUAAUCCCUGACUUGAUUGACGCUCUGGAAACGACCGCCAACACCAGCCUCGACUUCCACGCAGGCCGUCUCUUUGCUCUCUGUGAGGGAGGUCUUCCAUACGCCCUCCGCGUCAUGUGUGACGGGGUGAUCGAGACGAUCGGCAAGGCUACUUUCGACGGCCAGAUGAAGGCGCCGUUCACGGCUCACCCCAAGAAAGAUCCAGACACUGGCAAGCUGUACGCGUUCGGCUAUCAGUUCACGGACUCGACCAAGCCGUACGUGACCUACUACGUCCUGGACAAGAACGGAAAACUGGAGCGUCAGUUUCCGAUCGUGGACGUCAAGAGGCCUAUCAUGAUGCAUGACUUUGCAAUCACCAAGAACUACGCAGUUUUCUUGGACUUUCCCCUGCUGUUCAAGCCGGAGCUGAUGUUGACCGGGCAAAUCCCCUUCGUUUUCGACGAGACGGCGGGGUCCAGGAUGGGUAUCCUGCGUCUGGACGCCAGCGAUUCGUCCGAGAUGCGCUGGUUCGACAUGCCCCAGGCGUACUUCGCAUUUCACGUCCUCAACGCUUGGGAGGAAACGAUGGAGCAGACGGGAGGGCCGGGCGGGGUCGCUCCCAAUACAUCUUCGGUGAUCAAGAUCCACACCUGUGACACCAAACACCUUGAUAUGGACUUCCGCAAGGCUGCACAUGGCGUCGAUCAGGACUCGUUGCCGUUCCUGCACACCGUCAUUCUCAACCUGGACACGGGCGAGGUCAUCAGAUACAGUGUCCUCCCGGAAAAGCCUUUCUCCGAGGGGAUGGACUUCCCGCAGCUCCGGCGAUCCCUCGUGGGAAGGAAGAACAGGUUCGGUUACUGCACCACAUUCAACUCGAAAGGCGACGCCGCCGCCGAGCUCAAGGUCGACCUCCAGGCGGCAAAGCCAGAACUGGCGCAAGUCGGGCGAAUCGACUACGAGGAUGGCUUUGUGGGCGGCGAGUGCAUUUUCAUCCCUUCCAAGCCCGACGACCAUGCCGGCCACGACGGCGACAGUGACAGUGACGGUGAGCUUGAGGGCGGAGAGGACGAUGGCUACCUGGCAACCUUCGUGAGCCGGAAAGACGGCACAGGGAACUCAGAGCUGCGUGUUUUCAAUGCCAAGACAAUGAGUUCGGAGCCGGUCGCCAUCGUCAAACUGCCGGCGAGAGUGCCCGCUGGGUUCCAUGCUAUUUUCGUCUCCGAGGCCGACCUCGCCAAACAACAACAGUGA
This is a messenger RNA of Ectocarpus siliculosus, 1647 nucleotides long. NCBI's taxonomy places the organism in Eukaryota, Phaeophyceae, Ectocarpales, Ectocarpaceae. The record is from the annotation of a GenBank genome assembly.